AUGGGAGAGGUAGUGGCUGCUAUUUCAGCUGGUAUAUUGGGUACCAUGUAUGCGGAUGCCCGGACGCACUUUAGCAAGGAUUUCUUUCAGCUGCGUACCGCUAUUGGAGCAUUGAUCAAGCUAAAAUUGGCAAUUCGGCGACAACGUGCUCAUAUGUAUUAUCGAUUCCAAGAGAAAGCAAAUGCGACACCUGAUCGCGUAUUUCUGAUCUUUGAAGACAAGACUUAUACGUAUCGACAACUUGAACAAGAGUUUGCCCAAUACUUGAAUGUUGCACAUUGGCUCCUUUCUCAAAAUGUCAAGCCCAAAGAUGUCGUGUGUAUGAUGCACCAGAACCAUCCUUCAUUUGUGGUGGCAUUCCUCGCGAUCAGCAAAAUCGGUGCAGUGCCAGCUUUGAUCAACCACAACCUAAGCGACCAACCACUUCUCCAUUGUCUACGAGUGACAGACUCAAAGCUCUUUUUGUUUGAUCCGGUGUAUGCGCAACAAGUGGCUACUGUGGCAGAUCAAGCGCGUUCGUCUAGUAUGGCCUUGUAUGGAUAUGGUGAGGGCUACACGAACGAUUUCCCUAUGGUGACGGAAGAGGUGCUUGCCAACUUCAGCAAAGAACAACCUGAUGACACUUGCUUGCAUAAUGUGGAAGCCGAUGAUCCUGCUAUACUGAUUUAUACAAGUGGUACAACUGGAUUGCCCAAGGCUGCUGUCACUCCUCAUUAUCGAGCAGAAGCUGUCGCCUGGGUAACGUCUUCCCAACAAAGCCUUUCAGCCAACGACACCACUUACUUGUGCUUGCCUCUUUAUCACAGUACUGGAUUACUCACAACGCUUAUCGGCACACUUCUUGUUGGUGGUAAAGUUGUGCUGGCUCGCAAGUUCUCUGCUUCAAGGUUCUGGGAUGAUAUUUGUAAAUACAAUGUCACCGUGUUUCAUUACGUUGGCGAGCUCUGCCGUUAUCUUGUCAAUCAACCUACACAUCCUCUUGAGCGGAAGCACAACCUUCGACUGAUCUUUGGUAAUGGUAUGCGACCUGAUGUCUGGAAACCUAUUCGAGAAAGGUUUGGUAUCCAGGAAAUUGUCGAGUUUUAUGGCGCAUCAGAAGGAACGGGUGGAUUUUUCAAUCGAUCACGGGGAGAAUUGGGUGCAGGCGCCAUUGGACAGCAAGGAACACUGCUCAAUAUUUUGAAUCGAGAUUGGUCAAUUGUCAAAGUUGACCCUGUCACAGAGGAACCAGAACGUGAUCGGAAUGGAUUUUGUAUUGAAUGCAAGCCUGGUGAGCCUGGUGAAUUGUUACGUCGCAUCAACCAUCGACCAACCAUGCCUUUUGUGGGGUACUACAAUAACAAGAAGGCAACCGAAAAGAAGAUCGCUCGCAACGUGUUUACCAAAGGAGAUGAGUACUUUCGAUCAGGUGAUCUUAUACGCUAUGAGCCCACUGGUUUCAUUUAUUUCAAUGAUCGUUUGGGUGAUACGUUCCGCUGGCACAGUGAGAAUGUAGCAACCACCGAAGUAGCCCAUGUUGUAGGCCAAUAUUCAGGUAUUGCUGAAGCCAACGUUUAUGGUACUUUGGUGCCAAAUCAUGAAGGAAGAGCAGGGAUGGCUGCCAUUGUGUUGAAACCAGAAGUCAAGGAGCUCGAUAUGGAUGACUUUUACAAGUACUUGGCGAAGCGGCUCGCAAAAUACGCAAUUCCUGUUUUCAUUCGCAUCUUGCCCGAAAUGUCUGCCACUGGCACCUUCAAACAGCAAAAGCACGAGUUGCGUGAACAAGGCAUCGACAAAGUUCCUAAUGAUCAACCACUUUUCUGGCUAUGUGGCAAUACGUAUGUUCCAUUUGGCAAAGAGGAUCUAGCAUCAGUCCAACAAGGAAAAGCCAGGCUGUAA
Molecule: messenger RNA, 1878 nt
Organism: Lichtheimia ornata
Lineage: Eukaryota; Fungi; Mucoromycota; Mucoromycetes; Mucorales; Lichtheimiaceae
Exons: 15
Coding region: 1-1878 (625 amino acids)
Molecular function (GO): long-chain fatty acid transmembrane transporter activity; long-chain fatty acid-CoA ligase activity
Source: RefSeq, a predicted model, not a curated record